AUGUCGCUCCAGCAAGACCGGUCUCAGCGUGCCAAGACGGCUGGACCGGGGAGCGGCAGGGGCGCAGGCGGUGAGAGCCGCUACACUGCUGCAACGGGCACAUUAGCAUCUGCCUUCUCCAUUGAGCGCCUCGACAGCUUCGACGAGGUCGAGUAUUUCGAUCCUCACGAUGUCUACAAACUCCUUGCACCGGGCCUGAUCCCCCGCCUGCCGCUGCGCGACCUCAACUGGCAAUCGCACGCCGGUCCUCUGCGGUCGAUCAGCACUCUUCAUAUCGAACUCGUCCCUGCCGGAGUCGACUACUCGGCCAUCGUCACCCCGCAGGCCUCUCCCAACCCCAAGACCCCAGCCGCGUCCGACACUGCCUCCACGGCUAGCCGCGACGAUGGUUUUCAGACUGCAGCAGUUGGUGCAAGGGCUGGCUCGACGGAGCAGCACGCGGAUCCCGCCGGAGGCACCCUGCGUCCCCCGCCCACGGGCGCUGCGAAGGAACGGAGGCACCAGAUCCCUGGCUUGCGCAGGACCCCUUACCUCAAAGUGCUGCUGGUGAGGUGCGACGACAAUGAAACGUACAAGUCGACAACAAGGGCCGAGAUCCGCGAGUGGAUCAAGGCGAACACAGCUGGCUCUCAGGGGAAGACGGGCAGCAACGCAGAAAACCAUGACGCCUUCGAAUGGCUCAUCGUCCACGUCGUGCUGCCUAACUCGACCGCCGCCACACAACCGCGCGUUUCCGGAAGAUCACCAGACUCGGGUUCCGACGGCAAAACGGCAUCCCGCUGGCGCGGCGGGUCGAGUACCCUGCUGGAGAAGCUGCGCGCCGACUUCAACAGCUCCGCCAAAGGCGCCGUCGACCGUGUCUGCCAGAUCCGCAUUGGCAUCAACGAUGUGCCGUAUAACAUGCUCCCUCGCGUUGUUCCGGCCGUUCCAACCGGAUACACCGAGACCGAGCAAGACGCCGAAAAGGCCUGGGCCGACCUGAUUGCCAAGUUCAAGGAACUCAUUCUGUUGAGCUUCGAUCGCCGCGUCACCCAGUAUGAGGAGGACAUCAAGGAGCGAGAUGCUCAGAGAAGUCUUCCCGGCUGGAACUUUUGCACUUUCUUCAUCCUCAAGGAGGGCCUGGCUCGCGGCUUCGAGAGCGUUGGCCUGGUUGAAGACGCUCUCGUCGUCUAUGACCAGCUAAGCGUCGGUUUGGACAACAUCAUCCAGGAACAGGCGAUUGCGGGGUCCGCGGAGGCACACGGCGGCGCGCUGCUGAGCUACACCCAAGAUCUUAAGGAGCGCGCGCAAAAGGCCAUGGCUGAGAUUGCCGGCGGACAUCUCGAGUUCGAAGAAAGCGAGGCCGUCGACCUCCAAGCUGGCGAAAAGAAACGGCUCGAGAACGACAGCAUCCCCAUUAGCUCGUCAAAGAAGCCGUACCGAGAUCUCAUCCUGGCGAACAAGGUGUCGCUGCUGGACUUUAGGUGCUAUAUCUUUGCCCGCCAGAUCACGCUCCUCCUCCGCCUGGCCAAUGCGUGGUCGUCGCGCGAGGAGCUCCUGGCCAAGUUGAAAGAGCAACAGGAGCUCGUUCCGAAGGGGGUCGCGCCGCGGACACCGGCUCCCAAAUUGACUGAGGAGCCCGAAAAUCUCUGGCACCUGGCAGAGAUCUGCAAGCGGACCCUUGAAUUCGUGCCCGCUGUGUCGUCCGUCAUGAGGAGCGACAUCAUAGCAGCCAUGGAGUCCGAGGCCAAAGACGAAGGAGCCAAAGCAGACUCCGAAGUCUCCUCGGACCCACUGCUAUCGGAGGUCAUUGACAACAUGGUCGCCUCGUUCGCUUUCUCCGUUGCCCAGCAAAUUCUCGCACAGACGUCCACAAAAGCGCUUCCCAUCCCACCUUCUACCCUCGGGGGGCCCGAUUCCGAGCAGAAGGCCUCGAUUCCGGAGCCAAAGACCAUGAUGCACCCGGCACGGAGCUCGUCACUUCAUACGCAGGGCCCUCAGGCUCCUCCACGAAGUCCUAUCGGUUUCCCUGGGCCCGGCCGCUCUGAGGGUGUUCCGGCCCCCCCCUAUGCAAAGGCGGGCCUUGAGGAACUUGCCGCGCAACGGGCAGAGCUAUGCGCUCUGUCUAGAAAUAUUCUUGAGGAGUGCGGAAAGAAGAGAGGAUGGACAGAUGGCUGGGCAUCCGUGCCGACCGUGGGCGAGACCGGUAUUGCCGAUUUCGAGGACGUGAGCUUAGCCGACGGUGACGGCGAAUCCGAGCCCAAGCGUGAGGCUCCUGAACGGCUGCAAACCUCGGUGGCUGGCGUGGACAACGCCCUCUUGCGAACGGCCCUCGACAACAAGGACGACUUCUACCGCCUGUACGAGACGCUGGUUGAUAAGACACUGCGUCACUACACGGUGGCCAACCACACGCAUGCGGUCCAGGCCAACAUGGCCGACCUUGCGGUCCUCAAGUUCCACCUGGGCGAACUCAAAGAGGCUGCAUUCUACUUUUACAGGGUCAUACCCUUUUACGGCGACAAUGGAUGGAGUCUCCUUGAAUUGUCCAUGCUUGUCAUGUACGCGCGGUGUCUGAAGGAGCUCAAGAGAUUAGACGACUAUGUCAACAAGGCAUUGCGCCAGCUUCUUUGCAAAGCGGCGGCCGCGGAGAGGGAUAGGCGACAGCAGGGGUCGCAGUUCCGGCUCAGCCUCACGUCACCUACCCAAUAUCCCGAGCCCUCAGCGAUAUCCGGCUUCCUGGCCGACUUGUUGGAGGUGUCGGCAUCUCUUGAGAAAGAAGUCAAGAUUCCGUUGACGAAUCUCUUUUGCGACUUGAGUCUCGACGGCCCGCCUUUUUACGAGGACGGUCAGGACUGCUUCUCCCUCUUCCUCGACCUCAACAGCUUGCUAGUUGACGAGUUCGAGGCGACUUCGGUCAGCGUCCGAAUAUCGAGUCCAACUGCGGCGAAUAAGGAGAUCUGGCUGCAGACAAAGGGCCCCGUAACCAUCCGGCCCGGGCCGAACAAGGUGAAAGUGCGAAGCACUGUAAUGAUGACAGGCGCGUUUGAGGUGGACCAAGUCCGCUUGGUCAGCAACAAGGUGCUUCUGCACUAUGAACGAGACGCUUUCCAGUCCGUGGAAAAUGACUCGGCGGUGCUCAAGAACCCGCGUGUCAAUCUGUAUCAGCGCGCCAGUUGUCUCGAUGUACAGCUUUUGGCGGCUCGAGACAUCCAGCUGGAUAAGAAGAAGUCGUUAGACCUUGAGGUAACGACAGGGUGGAACGAAAUCACAAGCUGCGAGAUCAAGAUCAAGUCUGCCACUGGCGGAUUGAGGCUGGUCAUGAGUGAGGCGGAAGUGAUUGGGCUGCCGCAGCCAACAGCUUCGCAAGGUGGCACCUUCACAUUCGGCUCGAUUGGGGCCAACAGCUCGAUCAAAAUCAGGUUUCCAUUUACUGUUGAGACCGACGUGAUGGACGUGACAGUACGAGCCGAGGUGACAUAUACGACCGCCAAAGGCACCUUCACCUUCUUCAAGGCAUCGUCGGUACCGAUCUCGCUCGCUCUGGAGGUCAACGUCCAGGACAUCUUCAAACACGAGGCCCUCUUCUCGAGGUUCGCCGUGUCAACCGCCAGCGCCAGUCCGCUGCGGCUGCUCAAGAGCGAGCUUCUCGGUUCGGACCUGUUCGAGUCGCACUUUGGCCAGCCCUCGAGCCACCCGGUCGUGGUGUACCCGAAGCAGCCAGCCAGCCUCCUCUACAAGAUCACGCGCAAGCCGGAGGUGAAGCUCGGUCCCAAGGUCCAAAAGACGCUGUACCUCAAGCUCUAUUAUACGGUGGUCCGAGACGAGAUCGAGCUGCUCUUUAAGCAGGCUCUCACCGCCGCGCUCGAGUCCACGCCUCUGAGGGAGUUCUCUAAAGUGCUCGUGUCUCAGGUUCUCAGCGCCGUUCGGAAUGACCUCUCCGCAGAUGACCUCGAACAGGCCACCCUCCUCGGCGAGCUCCCUACAUCGUUUCUCUCAGGUAUCAACUGGGAGAAACAGCUCCCCAGCCUCGGUGCUAGCAGCGAUAGCGGCACGCCCAGCUUGCCAGCCUUCUUUCGCAGUUGGCUCCGCGCCCACCCUAGCUUGCCGCUCCCGCACCCUUCCUCCCCGAGCCCUUCGGCGCCGGAGGUUACCAACACGAUCCUCAUCCCCGUCGACAUCCCGUCGGUAUCCGUCGUGCACACGGCCGACCUGCGCCUGCAGCAGCCCCUGCCGACGGUGACCUCGAGCUUGGGGGAAAGCGAUGAGGGAUGCCCGACCGUGCUGGUCAACCAGCUCCUGCCGGCAACCCUGCAGCUGAAGUGGACGCGCAUCUGGGACACGGCCGAAACGGCGGCGUCCAACCAGCCAUCUGCCGUGGCAGACCCGGCGACAGUGGCAUCAAGAGAUCGCGACCUGGAGUUCGAGUACGAAAUUGUCGCUCCGUCGGAUACGUGGCUUGUGGGCGGCAGGAGGAAGGGGCAUUUCGUGAUUCCCGCUGUUGAGUCUUCAUCUCUGGCCGAUGGUGAGGUGUUCGGGAUAAGCUCGACACCGGAGACGGAGGCGGAGAUCCCGGUGACCCUGAUCCCCUUGAGGGAGGGCUACUUGCCGUUUCCAGGGGUGGAAAUCCGGGAGGUCGAUGUUAGCGGGCAGCGCGAUGGUGGUGGUGAAGGCAAAGCCGGGUAUGGCCAAUGCGAGACGGAUUUUAGGAACCUGGGUGAGACAGUCCGUGUAGUGGCAGAUAGGGGGAAGGUUACGGUGAGCCUGGAUGCAAGUGGGACGUCCGGGGGCCCGUUGGUGCUCGAAUCUGAGGGCUGGGCAGGGAGUGCGGGCAGCGUAAUUGUUUGAGCGUGACGGAUAUAAGUGUCGAGCCUCGAUUUUGGAGUGUUUUGGAGAGUGUCUAGACGGUGAUGGGUACCAUGAAACGGACGAUACCGAUUUCAGAGACU
This is a messenger RNA of Thermothelomyces thermophilus ATCC 42464, 4928 nucleotides long. RefSeq lists its product as uncharacterized. Gene Ontology annotation, biological process: intra-Golgi vesicle-mediated transport; early endosome to Golgi transport. Lineage: Eukaryota; Fungi; Ascomycota; Sordariomycetes; Sordariales; Chaetomiaceae. Gene Ontology annotation, cellular component: TRAPPII protein complex. The record is from RefSeq and is a predicted model, not a curated record. Bases 1 to 4827 code for a protein of 1608 amino acids. The transcript has 4 exons.